AUGCCUUUCCGGAUUAGGCUUUUGAGAGAGAGUUUUGAUCCGAAGUUGAGUAAAUUUACAGGGAGAGAAAGAGACACGAACGCUGUGGGGAGACAGAGAUCUGGUACAUUGGCGGUGCAUCACCAGCGACAGCAUUCCGACAACUCCGUAGAGGCCUCUUCCAAUGGCCGAUGGCUACAAUCAACUGGUCUUCAACACCUUCAGUCCUCAAAUAACACUGUUCCUUCUCCACAGGGCUUUGAUCACUAUGGUGGAGGAGGUCAGGGUAUGAGAAUGUAUAGGAAUUCGCAGAGGAUUUCUAGUGGAGGGAGUGACUUUUUCACUGAGCCAUUGAUGCCGCCGGCAAUGUCAAACCGUAGGAAGAAUGCUGAGGAACAAGCGUCUCUGAAUGAGUUCAGUCGUGGACUCUUGGAUCUACACUCUUUCGAUUCUGAGCUUCUACCUGAGGUGCCAGUUCCUGGUCUGUAUGAUGCCCCUUCCACCCAUCAUUUUGGUUGGGGAAGAAGCUUUGAUGAAUCUGAACCAUACUAUGAGAAUAACAAACCAACUGGCAGGGUUCUUGGUUUGCAAGAGAACAAUCCUUUCAAAAAUUCUGCUCCAGAUAAAGAGAAGGCCAGCAAUGUUGCAAAGAUCAAAGUGGUGGUGCGCAAGAGACCUCUAAACAAAAAGGAGUUGGUGAAGAAUGAAGAGGAUAUCGUAGAGACACAUUUCAAUUCUCUAACGGUCAAUGAGACUAAACUUAAGGUUGAUCUAACAGAGUAUGUGGAGAAGCAUGAAUUUGUUUUUGAUGCUGUGCUGAAUGAGGAGGUUUCAAAUGAUGAGGUAUAUCGUGAAACUGUGGAGCCCAUAGUUCCAAUUAUUUUUCAACGCACCAAGGCAACUUGCUUUGCAUAUGGGCAAACAGGGAGUGGAAAAACUUACACUAUGAAACCACUACCCCUUAAAGCAUCACGGGAUAUUUUGAGACUUAUGCACCAUACUUACCGGAACCAAGGCUUUCAAUUAUUUGUCAGCUUCUUUGAGAUAUAUGGAGGAAAACUCUUUGAUCUCCUCAACGAGCGGACAAAACUUUGCAUGAGAGAGGAUGGUAAACAGCAAGUUUGCAUUGUGGGUUUGCAGGAGUACAGAGUAUCUGAGGUGGACACAAUUGAAGAGUUUAUUGAGAAAGGAAAUGCUACAAGAAGUAUAGGCACGACUGGUGCAAAUGAGGAAUCCUCCCGAUCACAUGCCAUACUUCAGCUUGUUAUUAAGAGGUUAGCUGAUGGUAGUGUAUCUAAGCCUCGAGUUGUUGGCAAACUCUCCUUCAUAGACCUUGCUGGAAGUGAACGCGGUGCAGAUACUACAGACACCAAUAAGCAGACAAGAAUGGAAGGUGCUGAGAUCAAUAAAAGCUUGCUUGCUUUAAAGGAAUGCAUACGAGCUCUUGACAAUGACCAGGGUCAUAUCCCUUUCAGAGGCAGUAAAUUAACUGAAGUUCUGAGGGAUUCAUUUGUUGGAGAUUCACGGACUGUUAUGAUAUCUUGCAUUUCCCCAAGUUCAGGAUCAUGUGAACAUACUCUUAACACAUUAAGAUAUGCUGACAGGGUGAAGAGCCUUUCUAAAGGGAACAACUCCAAAAAAGACAUCUUGAAGGAAUCAACAACAUUACCCUUAUCUUCGGUUUUACCACCUGCAUCAACUUUUGAAGAUGACAUAGCUGAUUCAUGGCCUGAACAAACUGAUAGAGAGGAAUAUGAUGCAUCAGAAGAGUUCUAUGCGCAAGAGAAUCGAUCAUGGAAAAAUGGAAAACUUGAAGCAUAUAGUCUCGCAAAUAUGGAUGGUAAAAUGAAAAGAGACAAUGGCCAGACAAAAUGGAAGGACCCUAAAAAAUUUGUUUCAAAACAUUCACACUCUGAUGAUGAUUUGAAUGCCCUGUUAAAGGAAGAGGAAGAUCUUGUGAAUGCUCACCGGAAAGAAGUGGAGGAGAUGAUGGAUAUUGUGGGACAGGAGAUGGACCUGUUGUUUGAGGCAGAUCAACCAGGAAAUCAACUGGAUGAUUAUGUCUCUAGAUUGAACACAAUCCUAUCCCUGAAGGCAAAAAGCAUCCUACUACUACAAAACUGCCUGACUCGUUUUCAAAGUCGUCUAAAGGAGCAUAACGAGUUGCUGAUGAACACAAUGGUUGGUUUUGUCAAUGAAGCAUUGUUUUAUUCAAAUCAUACUCAACUGGCAACGAGAAAUUUGGAGUCGCGGCAAUGCCCAGGACGAUUUCUUGAUCACUGUUCUCUUCCAGGGCAUUCUCGUCAUUUCGAACAUCUCUUUUUCCCGCUCUUUCAUACCCUUCAAAAAGCUCCCGCUUCACAACCACGCAAAAAGAAAGAGGGAGAGGUAGAGAAGGGUUUGAUUCCAACCAGUGAACUGCUAGAGAUGGGUUUUACCAGGACACUUAGCUUUCUUGUGUUUCUACUGUGCGUUCUCAUCUCUCUGAAGAACCAAAAUGUCGAAACCGAUAAGGGUUCACAAGCCGGGAUUUUUGCUGCUCCAUCACAAUCUUGGCCGUUGUUCUUGUCAACCAAGUUGGAGGAGAAGAUCGAAGAAGCUGAUGAUCCCAGAUCUCGGAGAUACGAUCACUAGAAUGAAUCGUGCCCACAAG
Molecule: messenger RNA, 2632 nt
Organism: Ilex paraguariensis (yerba mate)
Lineage: Eukaryota; Viridiplantae; Streptophyta; Magnoliopsida; Aquifoliales; Aquifoliaceae
Source: the annotation of a GenBank genome assembly